Molecule: messenger RNA, 2752 nt
Organism: Magallana angulata
Lineage: Eukaryota; Metazoa; Mollusca; Bivalvia; Ostreida; Ostreidae
Exons: 2
Coding region: 1113-2531 (472 amino acids)
Biological process (GO): proteasome-mediated ubiquitin-dependent protein catabolic process; protein polyubiquitination; positive regulation of DNA-templated transcription
Cellular component (GO): chromatin; nucleoplasm
Molecular function (GO): ubiquitin protein ligase activity; zinc ion binding; protein binding
Source: RefSeq, a predicted model, not a curated record
AACCAGCAAUUGAUUAAAAAUGAGUUUUAUACAUGUAUUGCCUAAAACUGAAAGGUAUCUUAGCUAUCAUAAUUAAGCCUACUCCUAACGACUCAAAAAAAAAAAUGCUUUGGUUGUGUUUCUCUAUAAAUAUCUCACUAAAAAUACUGCCUCCCAAUACUUUUAUUUCACCAUUAGUGAGCAUCCUUAUUCAAUAUUCUAACUUGUAUUUAAUAUUUGUCAUCUAUAAAAUAACAAUUACUUUUUCUGUCCGUAUCCAUUCAAAAUUACGAGCAUUCGUAACUUUGUUCAUGGCAACACAACUAUUUCAAAUCUUUGAUAUUUUAGUUUUGAAAAAAUAGCCCUCCGUAUCAUUUAAAUAAGAUGUUUGUAAUUGUUUUUCCAAAUAAGCGGAAAUGAACGAAACAAACGUAUGGACGAGGCAGACUAAUUGAUAAGUCUAAUUCACUGUACUUGGAAUAUCAUGAACUUAACGUUAAAAGAGAAGAGAUUUUUGCAAGAAAAGUUUACUAUUACUACUGAUAAGAAACAAAUAAUGAUAUCAGAAUUCUUUAUUUCAUAUGAAAACAAGUAGUACAAUGUCCCAAAAAGAAGUGCAUAUCUUUUUCUCGGCCAAUCGGAUAUGAGUACGGGUCAUUGUUUCCCUGUUCCUGUUUAAUUGUAUUUCAACUGAUCGAUUUAUUAGAUUGUCUAUACAUACAAAUUUAUACAACUGAGAUGGUGCUGUCAUUGCAAUCAUCCGUUGCUGGUAGGUUUGUUUUUGUAAAAGCAGUUGACAAACAAUGCAUCUAUAUAUUUGUUUUUGUUCAUUACCUAAGUGUACGUUAACAUUAUGUGGUGUCUUUCUGACAGGGGCAAUUUAUGAUGACUUAUGUAAAACAAUAUACUUUGCUAGAACUAGUGAUGUUGAAUUACUUAAUACAAAUGGAUAUUAAUCAGUGUAAAAACAUUCAACAGUUUUUAGUUAUGGUAGCUUGGUAUGUUGCUGUUCUUUAUCAGUCAUUUUUUAAACAAGUAUUUAAUCUCUGAAAAUUAUCUAAUUUGUGAAAAAAGCAAAAUAAUUUUAGAUAAACCUUUAUUUUCAGAUAAAUGUUUAUUAUGCUUUUUUGAUAAUGAAUGAUCAAUACGAUCUUCAAGAUGUUGCACGGUGCGAUUUGUGUGAAACUCCGACUCCUUGUUCAUACUGUAGAUUUUGUGAAAAAAAUCUAUGUAAUAACUGUCAGAAAAAGCAUGUAUUAGAUGAUUCAAAAAAGCAUAAAGUCGUGCCGUUUGAAAGAAGGAAAUCUCUUACGUACUGUAAAAGACACUCCUCAAAUCUAAAUGAUCAUUACUGUGAACCUUGCCAUAAUCCCAUUUGUGAACUGUGUGUUUCCUCCAAGGAACAUGAAGGUCAUAAUGUUGUUGACAUAUUGGUAAAAUUUAAAAACCAAGAAGUAGCCAUUUAUGAUGAUAUUCAAGAAUUACAUAGAUUAGACAAGGAAUAUAAACGGAGUACUUUUAUAAUUUCACAUCUAAAAGAUAAGUUAAAUAAAAACUCAGAAGAAAUGAUUAAAAGUCUCCGAGAGCAUGGGGAAGACUGGCACAGAGAAAUAAACACCAUUGUUAAUAAUUUGCAAGUCGAACUAGAGUUUAAGGUCUCCAGUCAACAGUCUUUUCUCGAUGAUAAAGAAGAUGCAGUAAAGAGCACAAGAACUCAAAUAAAACAGAGAGUAGUUGUUCUGAAAAAAAUAUUGGAUACAAAAGACGACAAAAGUGUACUUGCGUAUGAAUCAGCAGAUUAUGAAUUCAAAAAAUGUCCUCCUGAAGUGAAAGUUCCCUUUCCAAGGUUUUGCAAGCAACAGAUUGGCGGAGAACAGCUAAAUAAACAUUUUGGAUACUUAAAGGAGAUAAAUGCCACAAUGAAAGAAAAGGAAAGAAACACAACGGAAGAUGUGAAUCACUAUGAUAAUCCUGAAUAUCAAUUUCUUAUUGAUGAUCCGCAGAUAAAAACAAGCAUAGACAUCAAUACUCAAUUUAAAGAUCUUUGUAGUAUUUCUUGUUUGAGUGACGAAAAUGUGUGGGUGAGUGAAUGUAAUGAGAGCACGAUAAAACUUGUCAAUUUUCAGGGAGAAUUAGUCAAAUCAAUUCCCACUAAGACAAGAAACAUGCCAUGGGACAUAGCGGUAACGAAGAGUGGUGAUCUAGUUUAUACAGAUUACGCUGAUCACACUGUGAAUAUUGUGAAAGGUAAAAACAUAGAGGUACAAGAAUUAAUCCGACUGCAGCAAUGGAAACCUGAUGGCUAUUCUACAAAAGAGCAAAAGUUUUACCCAUAUGGUAUCACUACAGACAGCCAGGGUCGGAUCCUGACAGCAGACUUUGACAACGACCGUAUCCACAUCCUGGAUCAGGACGGACAGUUCCUCCGCUACAUUGACAACUGUGAUAUUAAAAACCCGUGGGGUUUAUGUCUAGACACAAAAGGCAAUCUUAUUGUAACCGAGAACAAAUCAAGUAAAAUAAAGAAAAUCAGUUACUGUGAAGCAAAAUAAAUUAAACGUUCAGUUCAGAUUUAUAUGUUGUUGAAACUGUCGGUAUAAUAUCGCUGUUCAAUUUUAAAUAUACAAUGCAUAGAAGUUUCUUUAUAGCAUUUUGUGGAUUUUAUUUCGCAGAAAGCAGGAACUGACCAAUUUAAAAUCACCCCCUUCCAAAAGUGAUACUAUUUAAUGUUGUUAUUAACUGUAUAUUUAAUCAUUUAAAAACUUAAGAUAUA